UUAAACAUGGGUCAACAAAAGAAAUCCAUAAAAAAAAGUUUGAAUGACAUAUUAAUGCUUCAAUAUAAUUGUGCGAUGCUACAAAAUUAGGACUCUCGACUUUCCAAUGGUGAAAUAUGAGGACUCGAUACACUUUAAUUAUCUAAGGAUGGUGGAGGGACGACCGCGGACAGAUCUUCAAACGCGGCAAGAGAGGUCGGUGAAUCGCCGCCCCCAAUUUCAGGCAACCAUGGCCACCACCUCCACACCCACAUUGCCGGCAAAUCAGAAAGUUCAGGUAUUGCCGACUCUGACUGCACCGGCGACAAACCCAGCGACAGAAAGUGUGCCGCCUCAUCCACCAGUUAUUCAGACACCGAAAACCACCAAAGUAGUGCUCAAUCCAACGCCCAUCUCUUUCAUUACCCCACCAGAAGCCGAAAAGUCCACGAGGGAGCAUCCGACGAGAAAGAGGAAAUCUUUGGCUUUGCAGGCUCUUUUGCAGCACAUCGAAGAAUUGGAAAGCAGUCUUCUUCAGGCUCGCAAAGUCCAUUGGGAGUCAUCUUCCAUCCUGAGCCAAGCCAAAGGGCAAGUGACAGCCCUCCUUUCUUCCCAAAAAGGGAGAGAUUAUGCUGUUCUGAAGAUGCCGAUGGAGCAGGGGACAAGGACAAGGAGUCUUUGAGUCAGGGGGAGUUUGUUUUUUGAUGAUGGAUGGUUUAGAGUUUGUGUAGCUGUUCUCUUAAGCAUGCAAUUUUUAUUUUUAUUUUGAUUUUGGGUGUUGCUUGCUAUAAUGUUACAUCUGCAGGGGGAGAUCACAGCAAGGGAGCAAGGGGGAGCAGCUUGUUGUUUUGGUUUUGUGAAGAAAGGUAAAAAGGGGGAGUUUGUUAGCGUCGAUUAUUUUUAGAAUUUUGCUCUUUCUUCACAUUGUGUUUGUAGGAUAUGACCAAGUCAAGGGUUGGAAGUCUUGAAGCUUGAAACAAGGAAAGGAAGGAACGUUCUCAGUUGAGAGAAAGAAGGAGCAAGAGAAGAUAAGGAGAGAUAGGAGGAGGAGUUGUUGGAAGCUCCUAAAUUCAAAGGAAGGUGUGGACAAAGUGGAGUGAAUACAACAAACUUUCCAACGGCCACUUGUCCACUAUCAAAUCCCAUGACUUCAACCUUGGUAAUCAAGAUUCGAAUCUUAUAAAUACGAGGGUGAAGUCUCAGAUCAAGGCACGAACUCAGAGAGAAGAAAUCAAGCUUUUAGAGUGAUAUGUGUCGGAGUGCUGUUUCUUGUGUUAGGACAACAUUAGCUAUAACAUUCUUUGUUUUGUUGGAUUUCGGAGUAUAGCUCUUGAAUCCAGUUUGUGUUUGUUAGUGAGAGUGUCUAGAGUUUAAUACCUAGCUCAUUGUAAAGGUAUUGAACGUGAGUGUCAUUCUCCCUUUAGUCAUUUUGCCAUAAAAUUGUGUUCGUUUAUUUCCGCUGCAAA
This is a messenger RNA of Salvia miltiorrhiza (redroot sage), 1445 nucleotides long. RefSeq lists its product as uncharacterized. Lineage: Eukaryota; Viridiplantae; Streptophyta; Magnoliopsida; Lamiales; Lamiaceae. The coding region runs from base 107 to 661 and encodes 184 amino acids. The record is from RefSeq and is a predicted model, not a curated record. The transcript has 2 exons.